This is a messenger RNA of Onychostoma macrolepis, 5972 nucleotides long. RefSeq names its product dedicator of cytokinesis 8 (gene dock8). The transcript is spliced from 41 exons. The record is from RefSeq and is a predicted model, not a curated record. Gene Ontology annotation, cellular component: cell leading edge. Bases 87 to 5555 code for a protein of 1822 amino acids. Lineage: Eukaryota; Metazoa; Chordata; Actinopteri; Cypriniformes; Cyprinidae. Gene Ontology annotation, biological process: positive regulation of establishment of T cell polarity; small GTPase-mediated signal transduction; positive regulation of T cell migration. Gene Ontology annotation, molecular function: guanyl-nucleotide exchange factor activity.
CGAAGAUGAGGCUUGCGAUGCCAUCAGCGACCAUCCCCGCUCCGUCCUGCUCUCCGCGGCUCUGCGUGGACUGAGACCAGACUCGCAUGGCUUCUCUGCCAGCGUCAGAGCGGAGAGCAUUCGCUCUCAAAAUCAACAGACACUCCUCGGCGGAGAUCCGGAGACACUUCAGUGGGAUCAGCCAUGGUUCCCUUCCUCACCACCGGCACAGUUACAGCACCUCUGGCUCUUUCUGCUUCAACGUACCUCAGUCAUAUGAAGCAGUUGAGCCGGUGGACCUGGAUGAGUUCCUGAUGUCACAGCUGCGCAGUGGAGAUGCCGAGCUCAUGCAGGAGUUGGGGGAGUUUCCAGACGACGACCUGGAGGUGGAGCUGGUGGAGAGGGAAUGCAGGACCAUCCGCCCCUCUGUCCCUGAGGAAGGAGUGGAGCUGGAUCCUCAUGUGAGGGACUGUGUUCAGAGUUACACGCAGCCCUGGCUGGUGGUUAGCAGAAAAUCUCAGGGUUAUGGAUGGAUUGCGUACGCCGAGAGGACGGAUGCUAGCAGAGCCUUACAGAGACAGACGUUUGAGUCUGACGUUGACCCUGACAAACAAGAGCAAGUCGAAAAGUCGCCAUCCCUGCCCGCACUGUGUGAUGAUUCAACUCGGACCACCCUCACAUGCUCAGACUUCAACUUACGGGCCCUGCAGCCGGACCGUCGUGUGGAGAGCCUCUUGCGCUAUAGCAGCCCAGAGGAGCUGGAUCGUUUCAACCAGGAGGCCAGAAAUAGCAACCGCUAUGGCGAGCUCUUCGGCCUCUACCCACCUAUUGAUGAGGAGGAUGCAGUAGCAAUUCGGCCUAUUCCCGACUGUCCCAAGGAGCACUUUGGACAGAGGAUACUAGUGCGAUGCCAGACCAUCAAAUUUGAAAUUGAAAUUGAGCCCCUCUUUGCAACCAUGGCCCUCUAUGACCUGAAGGAGAAGAAGAAGAUUUCAGAGAACUUCCACUUUGACAUGAACUCGGAUCAGACGAAGGGUUUCCUGCGGGCCCACACUCCCCACACUGACCCCUCCUCUUCGGCCAGAUCUGCAAUUUUCUCAAUCUCCUACCCUUCUCCAGAUAUCUAUCUGGUUGUUAAGAUUGAGAAGGUUCUCCAGCAGGGAGAGAUCGGGGAUUGUGCUGAACCAUACAUGGUACUGAAGGAGAGUGACACUACUAAGAACAGAGACAAGCUGGAUAAGCUGAGGAAUCAGGCGGAGGGGUUUUGUCAAAGACUGGGCCGCUACAGGAUGCCAUUCGCCUUUGCAACAGUUAACAUCAUGAGUGCUAUCAACUCCACCCUGGAGCGAGACAUAAGUGACACAGACAGUAUGAACGGCAGGAGUAGUUUGGAAAAGAAGGGAUUGCCCAGACGUAACUCUGACAGAUUCAGCAUGAUGGAGGACAACUAUAUCCUAUCUGGCUUCAAACCAGCUCUUACCAUGUGCACAUUCAUCAAGCAGGAAGGAGAGCGUCUGAGUGACGAGGACCUGUUCAAGUUCCUGGGGGACAUCAAGAGGUCGUCCAGUCAGCGACGUGUUAAAAUCAUACCUGGUUUUCUGAGACUGGAAGUGUCUCCAAUGCCAGAGACGGUUCCUGGGUGUCUGUCCCCAGAACUGAUUCCAGUGAAGCCAGUUUUUGAGAAAAAUCCACGGGCGGUUAAAGAAGUACUGGAGUUCCCUUCCAGUGAAGUCUAUGUGCCUCACAAUAUAUAUCGGAACCUGCUGUUUGUGUAUCCUCUGAGGUUGAAUCUUACUAACCGUUUGACUUCAGCCAGAAACAUUACGGUUAAAAUCCAGUUCAUGUGUAGUGAGGAUACUAGCUGUGCCAUGCCUGUAAUCUUUGGAAAAUCAAGCGGCCCUGAGCUUCUUCAAGAGGUCUACACUCCAGUCACAUAUCACAACAGGUCUCCUGAUUUCUAUGACGAGAUAAAAAUCCAUCUUCCAGCCCGUUUAACAGAGAAACAUCACUUACUGUUCACCUUUUACCACAUCAGCUGCCAGCAGAAACAGAACCAGACUGGAAGUUUGGAGACUCUCAUUGGAUAUUCAUGGUUACCCAUGCUGAACAAUGACAGGCUGCAGACUGGGCAGCAGUGUCUGCCAAUCGUUCUGGACAAACUUCCUGUGAACUAUUCCCUGCAUUCCCCAGAGAAACUGCCAGCUCAGGUACCUCCUGUUAAGUGGUUGGAGAAUCAUAAGGGACUGUUGAACCUUGAGUUACAAGCUGUGUCCUCAGUCCAAACACAGGACAGUCACCUGGAGCGUUUCUUUACUCUGUGUCACGCCCUGGAGGGCAAAACCAUAUUCCCUAUCCGAGUGAGAGAUGAGAAGAUUUCUGAAAACAUGUUUGAGCACGAGCUGAAGCUCAGCAUCAUCUCCCUAUCGUCCUCUGGCCUGGAGCCGCUGGUGCUGUUUCUCCAUCAGGUCCUUGACAAGCUCUUCCGUCUCAUCAUGCAGCCCAUGGUCAUUGCUGGACAGACUGCAAAUCUGGCCCAGAUUGCAUUUGAGUCAGUGGUGUCGGUUGUCAACAGUCUUCACAACAGUCAGGAGCUGGCAAAGGACCAUCAGGGCAGGAACUGUCUCCUAGCAACAUACCUGUAUUUUGUGUUCCGCUUGCCAGACACACAACAUGAAAUCCACACCACAGGCACAGGAGGUCUGAUGGCUCACCCAGAGAGCCGAUACAGCACUCUGACUCGCACCACGGCCACCACGGUCGGCUUCAUGCUGCUUCAGUCACGCAUGCGUUCCAGCAGCAACCCUGAUAUACCAGCACCGCAGAGCCCAGAGGACGCAGAGGUCAAUAACAUUCUAGGAAAGGGUUUAAAUCUUCCUGGCAGUCGCAUUUCAACAGCUGGAAACGUCUCCAAUACUUCACAAAGCUCAAGCACACGGCCCACAAACAGAAAGUUAUUCCAUGAGGAGCUGGCUCUUCAGAUGGUGGUCAGCACUGGAGUCUGCAGAGAGAACGUCUACAAAUACGCCUGGUUCUUCUUUGAACUUCUUGUGAAGAGCAUGACCCAGCAUGUGUCUCAGCUGGAUAAGAAGGCAGUCUCUCGUAGGAAUCGGUUUUCGGAUCGUUUCAAAGAUGACAUCACCACGAUUGUCAACGUGGUGACUGCUGAGAUUGGAAACAUUUUAGUAAAACAACAAAAGGAGCUGGAGCAGGCAGAGAAGGUUAACAUCAGCCUGGCUUUCUUCCUGUAUGACCUGAUGUCUCUGAUGGACCGAGGCUUUGUGUUUCAGCUGGUGAAGAAUUACUGCAACCAGAUGGCAGCAAAGAGUGUGAACGUGUCGACUUUGAUCAGUAUGAGGUUGGAGUUUUUGAGGGUCCUGUGCAGUCAUGAGCAUUACCUCAACCUGAGCCUGUUCUUCAGCAGCCCUGCUUCUGCUCCCGCCUCCCCGUCACCCUCCACCUCCUCACAGACCUCCAGCUCAUGCAGUUUUCUGGACCAUAAGAUCGCAGCCAUGUUUGAUCUGUCACAAGACUUUAAGCAGCGGCAUUACUUGACCGGACUGCUGCUGACUGAGCUCAGCACUGCAUUGGACAUGGAGUCAGAGGGGGGGAGAGUACAACAAAAGGCCAUCAAUGCCACAUACAGCUUAUUGUGCGCUCACGAUCUGGACCAGCGCUGCUCGAGGCCAGAGGUCAAGGCUAAGAUUGCUGCUCUCUACCUCCCUCUAGUGGGCAUCAUCAUCGACUCCAUCAAUUACCUUGACUUCACAGUAUCUGACUCGCGUGGUGGUAAAGGCAAGUCCGGUGGGCCUGAGGAAGAUCCUGACAGCAUCACCCCCAUCAAUCAAUCUGUUGCAAUGGCAAUCGCUGGAAAUCCUUUCAACACUUUAACGAGAAAUGCACUGGUCUCUAUGGCCUCUGUGACGGGGAAAACUAGCAACAUGUUGACAGCAGAGACCAGUCGCAAUCUGCUCAUGUGUUUCCUGUGGAUUAUCAAGAACGCAGAUCAGAAUCUGAUCCAGCGUUGGACUGUAGACAUGCCUUCAUCUCAGCUGAGCCGUCUGCUGGAGCUUCUCGCCAUCUGCAUCUCCUGCUUUGAGUACAGGGGGAAGCAGAGUUCUGAUAAGGUGAGCACACAGGCCCUGCAGAAGUCUCAGCAGGCUAAGGCUCGUCUGGAGGAGGCUCUGCUGGGAGGAAUCGGAGCCAGAGGACAAAUGAUGAAAAGGGUGGGAGGUAACGACCGGACGCUGGGUCAGAGAGAGAACCUACGCUGGAGGAAAGACCUUACACAGUGGCGCCAGACAAACGACAGGCAGGACAAAUCCAAAGCAGAGCUGGAUCAGGAGGCCAUAAUCAGUGGUAACCUGGCAACUGAGACCAACCUCAUAGUCCUGGACCUGCUGGAGAUGAUCGUACAGGCAGUUCCUCUGGCGGACUGUAAGGAUAAUGUGGUUGGUGGAGUGUUGAAAGUUCUGCUGCACUCUCUCACCUGUAAUCAGAGCACCACCUUCCUGUCACACUGUUUCAGCACCCUAAGGGCUCUCAUAGUUAAGUUUGGUGACCUGUUGUUUGAGGAGGAGGCCGAGCAGUGUGCUGACCUGUGUCAGAAGGUUCUUCAUUACUGCAGCAGCUGUGUGGACGGCAACAGGAGUCAAGCUUGUGCUACACUGUACCUGAUCAUGAGAUACAGCUACAGCUCCGCUAGUAAUUUCUCCAGAGUCAAGAUGCAGGUGACAAUGUCUUUAGCCUCGCUGGUCGGCAAGUCUUCAGACAUCCAUGAGGAGUACCUACGCCGCUCUUUCAGAACUAUCCUAGCAUACGCGGAAGAAGACACGGAAAUGCAGUCUACACAGCUGCCCUCACAGGUGGAUGAACUCUUGAGGAAUCUAAACAGUAUCCUCUCAGAUACAGUCAAAAUGAAGGAGUUCCAAAAAGAUCCUGAGAUGCUCAUGGACCUCAUGUAUAGGAUCGCAAAGGGUUACCAGACAUCUCCAGACCUGCGUCUAACCUGGCUCCAAAACAUGGCAGAGAAGCACAACGGCAGGAAGUGCUUUACAGAGUCAGCCAUGUGUCUGGUCCAUGCCGCGGCCCUGGUGGCUGAAUAUCUCAGCAUGCUGGAGGAUCACAAAUACUUGCCUGUGGGCAGCGUCACCUUUCAAAACAUCUCUCCUAACGUGCUGGAGGAGUCUGCAGUCUCAGACGACAUAUUGUCUCCAGACGAGGAUGGGGUAUGCUCGGGACGCUACUUCACGGAAAAUGGCCUAGUUGGGCUUCUGGAACAGGCUGCUGAGCUAUUCAGCAAUGGCGGGUUGUAUGAGGCAGUUAAUGAGGUAUACAAGGUAAUCGUGCCUAUACUGGAGGCCCACAGAGAUUUCCGGAAGCUCGCUUCCACACAUGACAAGCUCCAAAGGGCUUUUGAGAACAUCAUUCAAAAGGUAAAGCAUAUAAAUGACAUGUCCUCCUACAUGACUCUGCCAGGCAGGAAGAAGCUGUCUAGUGCGAUCAUGAUCUAUAUGCAUGUGGGCAGCUGGACAGAAAUAGGGAAGUUAAUGUGCUGUGACAUGCUUUACUUCAUAUAAAACGAUUUUAAACUGCAUUUUGCUGUUUUUUUUUUUAAAUAGCUAUUUUUAAAUACAUUAAGUUUUAUGAACACUAAUAUGAGCCCUAAUUGAGGAGCAUAAAUUGAGACGCUAUGUAAUUUUAACGAGCUGUUCUUCACACCACAAAAAAAAAAAAAAAUGUUGAAGAAAGCUGCUAGUAACUUUCACAAAUUACAAAGCAUCAGCAAGUCGUCACCUUGGAAUUAUAAGGUUCUAUCUGCAUUCUGAGUGGUUUUGAGAUAUUGAGCUUCAAAGUUUUUGCAUUACAUAUAGCAAAAAUGAUAUGGGGAACAAGUCUCUUUCCUACAUGAAAAUGACAGAGACCCUAAAUGUAUUCCAAAUGUACAAUAUCAAAAUCCUCUCAAAUUUUUAAAUGGGGAUUUUUGGAACAGGUCA